Alternaria metachromatica is the source of this 369-nucleotide messenger RNA. RefSeq lists its product as uncharacterized. NCBI's taxonomy places the organism in Eukaryota, Fungi, Ascomycota, Dothideomycetes, Pleosporales, Pleosporaceae. The coding region runs from base 1 to 369 and encodes 122 amino acids. The record is from RefSeq and is a predicted model, not a curated record. The transcript has 2 exons.
AUGCACUUCAAUUCUAUCAUUGCCGUCGGCGUCAUGCUCUCAGGAGCUGUCGUCUCCGCCGCCGAAUGCGGAGGCUACGGACUUUGCGGCGCCGUCCCCGCCUCGAGUCGCAACCAGCUCUACGCUGCUCGUCAACACGUCUGCGGUGACGGACUGUACAAGAACGAUGGCUAUUACCAUGCUCCGGGUGGAGGCAGACUCUCAUGGCCUGGAGGCUUUGAUCAGCAGAGGUGCUGGGACGCGUUCGAGAACAUUCUGAACCAGUGCCGUCCCGAGGGCGCAGGCCUUGGUAACCACUCUGGAUCGUACAACUGGUAUGGAAAGCUAUACACGGUCAGAGGAUGCAGCAACAGUCCUUACAAGGAAUAA